Medicago truncatula (barrel medic) is the source of this 4441-nucleotide messenger RNA. RefSeq names its product TMV resistance protein N. Gene Ontology annotation, biological process: signal transduction; defense response. The coding region runs from base 116 to 3442 and encodes 1108 amino acids. Gene Ontology annotation, molecular function: ADP binding; ATP hydrolysis activity. The transcript is spliced from 8 exons. Lineage: Eukaryota; Viridiplantae; Streptophyta; Magnoliopsida; Fabales; Fabaceae. The record is from RefSeq and is a predicted model, not a curated record.
UGGAAACUAAUAAAUAACUCUUUCGUGAAAUAUAAUUCAUUCAUGUUCAUGUUUUUUACAGAUCUGAUAGACACAAACACUCCAAACCAAACUAUACUCACUACCACUUAUUCUCAUGGCUAUGCAAUUACCUUCUUCAUCCUUGUCCUCCACCCUCUCUAAUGAUUUCAUCUAUGACGUGUUCAUUAGUUUCAGGGGUACCGACACUCGAUUCGGUUUUACCGGUAAUCUUUAUAAAGCUCUUUCUGACAAAGGAAUCCACACCUUUAUUGAUGACAAAGAGCUUAAGAGAGGUGACGAAAUCACACCUUCGCUCCGCAAGAGCAUUGAAGAUUCGAGAAUUGCCAUUAUCGUCUUCUCUAAAGACUAUGCUUCUUCUUCAUUUUGUUUAGACGAACUUGUCCACAUCAUUCACUACUUCAAGGAAAAGAGUCGCCUUGUUCUACCAAUUUUCUAUGGCACCGAACCUUCGCAGGUGCGAAAACUGAAUGACAGUUAUGGUGAAUCAUUUGCUAAGCAUGAAGAGGGGUUUCAAAAUAACAAGGAACACAUGGAGCGGUUGCUGACAUGGAAGAAAGCUCUUAACGAAGCUGCUAACUUAUCUGGACAUCAUUUCAAUCAAGGAAAUGAAUAUGAACGUGAUUUUAUUGAAAAAAUAGUUAGAGACGUCUCCAACAAGAUUAACCAAAUUCCUUUACAUGUUACUGAUUACCUUGUUGGUCUUCGAUCUCGAAUUUCAGAAGUGAAUUCACUUCUAGACUUGGGAUAUAAUGGAGUAUGCAUAAUAGGAAUCGUUGGAACUGGUGGAAUGGGCAAGACAACUCUUGCUCAAGCAAUUUAUAAUUUGAUUGCUAAUCAAUUUGAAUGUAAGUGUUUCCUUCACAAUGUGAGAGAAAAUUCAGUUCAACAUGGCUUAGAGUAUCUUCAAGAGCAGCUUCUCUUUAAAUCAAUCGGAUUUGAAACUAAGUUUGGACAUGUUAAUGAAGGAAUUCCAAUCAUAAAGCGAAGGCUAUGUCAAAAGAAAGUUUUGUUGAUUCUCGAUGACAUUGACAAACUAAAGCAAUUGCAGGUUUUGGUCGGAGAGCCUAGCUGGCUCGGUCGUGGCAGCAGAGUCAUCAUUACCACUCGAGACAAACAUUUGUUAUCAUCUCAUGGGAUUACAAAAAUAUACGAAGCAUAUGGUUUAAAUAAGGAACAAGCUCUUGAAUUGUUAAGAACAAAGGCUUUUAAAAGUAAAAAAAAUGAUUCAAGCUAUGAUUACAUUUUAAACCGUGCAAUUAAAUAUGCUUCUGGCCUUCCAUUAGCUUUAGAAGUUGUGGGUUCCAACUUGUUUGGAAUGAGUACAACAGAAUGCGAGUCUACAUUAGAUAAGUAUGAAAGAAUUCCACCUGAAGAUAUCCAAAAAAUACUUAAAGUAAGCUUUGACGCUUUGGACGAAGAACAACAGAGUGUCUUUUUGGAUAUUGCUUGUUUCUUUAAUUGGUGUGAAUCGGCAUAUGUCGAAGAGAUACUUGAAUAUCAUUAUGGUCAUUGCAUAAAAAGCCACCUCAGAGCGCUGGUUGAUAAAUCUCUCAUAAAGACUAGUAUUCAAAGACACGGAAUGAAAUUUGAGUUGGUGACAUUACAUGACUUGUUAGAGGACAUGGGUAAAGAAAUCGUCCGACAUGAAUCAAUUAAAGAGCCUGGAGAACGUAGUAGGUUGUGGUAUCACGAUGAUAUAUUUGAUGUUUUACAGAACAACAAAGGCACGAAUAAAAUUGAAAAGAUAUUUCUAAGUUGUCCCUCCAUGAAACUCACAAGAAACAAUGGAGAGGCCUUCAAGAAGAUGACAAAUAUCAAAACACUUAUCAUAAGAAAUAGUCAAUUCUCCAAAAGUCUGAAGUAUCUUCCAAGUACUUUGAAAGUAUUGAUAUGGGAAAGAUAUUGCUUGCCCUCUCUAUCAUCUAGUAUAUUUAGCCAGGAAUUCAACUAUAUGAAAGUCUUGAUAUUGAACCAUUUUUACUCUUUAACUCAUAUACCCGAUGUCUCAGGUCUUCCAAAUUUAGAAAAGAUCUCAUUAAAAAAGUGUUGGAACUUAAUUACAAUUCACAAUUCAAUUGGAUGCCUAAGUAAACUUGAAAUCAUAAAUGCAAGGAAAUGCUAUAAGCUCAAAAGUUUUCCACCCUUACGGCUGCCCUCUCUUAAGGAAUUGAAACUUUCUGAGUGUUGGAGUCUCAAGAGUUUUCCAGAAUUAUUGUGCAAGAUGACAAAUUUGAAAAGUAUUUUGUUGGACGGUACUUCCAUAGGAGAAUUGCCAUUUUCAUUUCAAAAUCUCAGUGAACUUCGUGACUUACAAAUAACUAGAAGUAAUAUCCAUAGGUUCCCUACUUCUUCAAAAAAUUCAAAAAAAAGAAUGCUCAGGUUCCGUAAAGAUGAUGAUAAAAUUAAUUCUAUAGUGUUAUCAAGUGUGAAACAUCUUAAUCUCCACGAUAACAUCCUUUCAGAUGAAUGUCUUCCAAUACUUCUCAAGUGGUUUGUUAAUGUGAAAUAUCUAGACUUGUCUAACAAUGAUUUCAAAAUUCUUCCCGAGUGCCUUAGUGAAUGUCGCCAUCUUAAGGAUCUUAAAUUGGAUUAUUGCUGGGCUCUUGAAGAAAUUAGAUGGAUUCCACCCAAUCUAUAUUGCUUGUCUACAAUAAGAUGCAAUUCAUUGAAUUCCACAAGUAGAAGAAUGUUAUUGGGUCAGGUUGGAUGCAGCGAUAUUUAUUCACCAACCAGAAAAGAGGGGAUUCCAGAUUGGUUCGAGCACCAAAUGGAGGGAGACACAAUUUCUUUCUGGUUUCGCAAAAAGAUCCCUUCUAUUACUUGUAUUCUUCGUACUCGUACUCGACCAAAAAGAGGGGAUUCCAGUUGGCCUCGACUAAAAAUCAAUUAUUUUGUGAAUGGCUAUGAAUGUACUGAUGAAAUUUGGAUACAUUAUUCAUUUCUCUAUCGGUACUCGGAAGAGACAUGUUUGUUGAAUCUGAAAUUGGAAGAACGGGUUAAAUGGUCAAAUCUCAUGUCUGAAAUGGACAAAGCACUUUUAAAAAAUGAAUGGAUCCAUGUGCAGAUUUAUUUUGAGAAUGUUCUUUAUCAUGCAAAAAAGGGAAUCCAUGUGCGGAAGGAGAAAAGCAACAAGGAUGAGGAUGUGAUAUUCACUAAUCCUUAUGUAGAAAAUAACAAUACUUCAUCAUCACAAUUUCACACGAAUCUCGUGUCAGAAAUGGACAAAUCUUGUGUGGAUGAGGAGACUAAUUUAGUGGAUUAUUAUUCUACUAAAGAUGAGGAGAGUUUUUUCUGGAGUGAAUUCCGUGAACAAUUCGAAAUAGAUAAUAUCAUGUAUACCGACGAUGAGAAAAUGAGUUUGUGGAGUUAUUAUGAAAUCAAAUUUAGUGAACAAAUGAGAAUCCACAUGUUGAAGGAGUAAAGCAACACGGAGGAGGAUGCAUAUUCAAACAAACCUUAAUUAUCACAAAAGAUAAGGAAAAAAGAGUAUAGAAAGACAUUCCUUGGUUUAAGGUGCAUCGUAAAGUUAACCGUCUUGUUGUUGUUUCUUAAUCACAACAUUGCAGGAAGGAGAAGCCAUAGCUAUCAACCUGGAUUUUUGUUCAACUAUUACACAUCGGAAGCAAUCAGGUCUGAUGAAAAUUUGGUAAUCCAUCUCUCUGGGCCUCCAACUAUAUCCCUUCAUCCUACAACUUUUAAAAGGUGUGGUGGAAGGUGGCCACUUUCACACCACGUCUAAUGAAUUGCGGAGCAUCCUAGAGGAAUGUUGUUACAAAAAUCCAUAUGUAGCUGUCUUGCCUUUUGCAUUGUCAUGCAAGAUGUCUAGAGGUGGUUCACACCAAAGAAUAUGUUGGUUGUUCGAAAUGGCAAUGGGUAAUGAUAUUAUUUGCAUAUGAUACUUACUUCUGCAUCUCAACGUAUCUUCAUUCAUCUCAUCUGUGUGCGAAUCUGGACACUGGUCGAAACGACUAUAGGGAGACGGGUUUCUCAAACUAAAUUCUGUCCCUACCAGAAAAGAGAAGAUUCCAAAACUUGUAACAUGCCUAGUUGUGCUACUUAUAGUUCCAUGUACAUAUCUGAUAUUUAGAAGACUUAUAACUUAUUUCCUAAUUCAUAGUGUAAUAUUUCUUAUGCUAAACUAACAGAAACUACAUGAGGCUAGAAGCGCGAAUAUUUGAUUGCCAACUGGAACAGAGGGGAUUCUAGAUUGGUUCGAGCACCAAAUCACAGGAUACACUCUUUGUGGUGUCGUAAAGAAAUCCCUUCUACAACUGAAAAAAGUAGUUAAUUUGUCUGUCAAUGGCUAUGUAAAAGUAGUCAGGAUUUCAUCGAACCAAACUUAUAUAUUUGACGUGGUCUGAGAUUUGAAGAAAUGAUUAAAUGCUAUAACACAAAGAAACUCGUGUCUGAGAUUCGAACA